GGACUCCCAGUGGCAGAUAUGGCUUCUUUGAUCCUCACUCCAGAAAAGAUGAUGGUUCAAAGAAAGAGCCUGGAACAGCUGUGAUGGUGACGUUCAAACAUCUCCAAGACAUGGUGAAUCGACUCCUCCGCUGCUACAGAGAGCAUGGCGCCUCAUCCACGACCCAGUAUGAGUUCAAACCUCUGACGUUUGUCAGCAUCAGACCUGCAGACAGAGUGCAAUCCGUGGAAAUGUGGUGUGUGUCCCAUCUGAGAUCCAGGAAACAGUUGAAGCUUUGCCCAGACUGAGAAGUGAAUCCCAGGUCAUGAGAGUGAAACUGAAGAGACGCCUGUGUUACCGAGGACAUCAGCUCUUCCAGACUGUCACCUGGUCUAAACUGAUGCAGGCCCUGCAUAAACUCAAACAGAUCCACCCACAGUAUUCUGAAAUCACUAUCAGAGAAGAAGCUGAGCUGUGUGACCCCACCCUGCCUGAUGAUGAUGAUGAUGAUGAUGAUGAUGAUGAAAGGAUGGAGGAGGAGUUUGAUGAAGCAGACUUGAUGGAGAUUGACAGGUUUGAGAAAGAUGCUCUGUGUGAAAAUGAGGCUGAGGAUGGUUUAGAUGUUCUGUCGUGUGAUGGUGAAGAACCAGAGAACAGACCUGAAGAACAGCAGGAAGGUGACAUGCCCAAUGGUGGCUUUGCUCUGGAAUCUUGUCUUCAGCCUCCUAAUGUUGCAGAGGAAAUCAUGUCUUUCAGUGAAGGAAUCUACUGUGUUGCUCCUGCUGAAAGAAACAGUCCAGUCGGCUUUUUUAAGACCCCUAAACUUGAGGCCAUGGCUUUCCCUGUACAGUUUCCUACAGGUCAAAACACCCUGGAUGAGAGCAGACGUGUCAAACUGUCACCCAGCAGUUACUUCAAAUCCAGACUUUUCUCCAUUGAUGACAGAUUUGCCAGAGACUCUAAUUAUUUGUUCUUUGCACAGUUUGUGAUUGAGGUUCACCUGGCUACCAACAGCAUGACCAUCCAGUUGAGAAAAGGCAAAGCCAUGACCAGAGAUGGACGAAAAAUAACCUCAGGGAUGCUGCAAGACAGACGUGAAGUAGAAAAACUUGUGAGAAACCGCGAGGCUUUUCGCUUCAUGAGAGCAUUACGUGGUACUCCGGCCAACUGGCACCAGAAAACCAGUGAACUGUUUGCCAUGAUAAGACAGCUGGGCACUCCCACCUUCUUUUGUACGUUUUCAGCUGCUGAGAUGCGAUGGCCUGAAGUGAUUGAAGCAAUCAAGAGACAACAAGGUGAGGAGGUGAAUUUUGAAGAGCUGGACUGGUCAGAAAAAUGUGACAUCCUGAGAAGUAAUCCUGUGACAGCAAUGCGCAUGUUUGAUAAGCGAGUGGAGGCCUUGUUCAGAGAUUUGCUGCUUUCGCCUGCUCAGCCACUGGGUAAAGUUGUGGACUUCUUUUAUCGAGUGGAGUUUCAGCACAGAGGAAGUCCUCACAUUCACUGCCUGCUCUGGGUUGAAGGUGCCCCUGUGUUUGAAAAGGAUGAUGAUCAGACUGUGUGUGAUUUUGUGUCCAGAUACAUCACAGCUCAGCUGCCUGACCCUCACACUCAACCCGACCUGUACAAGAAAGUCAGUGAAGUCCAGAAGCACAGUCAAACGUAA
Messenger RNA from Salarias fasciatus (jewelled blenny), 1642 nucleotides. RefSeq lists its product as uncharacterized. The transcript is spliced from 3 exons. Lineage: Eukaryota; Metazoa; Chordata; Actinopteri; Blenniiformes; Blenniidae. The coding region runs from base 305 to 1642 and encodes 445 amino acids. The record is from RefSeq and is a predicted model, not a curated record.